Messenger RNA from Phodopus roborovskii (desert hamster), 606 nucleotides. Its product is annotated as keratin-associated protein 3-1. The coding region runs from base 66 to 362 and encodes 98 amino acids. Gene Ontology annotation, cellular component: keratin filament. Lineage: Eukaryota; Metazoa; Chordata; Mammalia; Rodentia; Cricetidae. The record is from RefSeq and is a predicted model, not a curated record. The transcript has a single exon. Gene Ontology annotation, molecular function: structural molecule activity.
UCGAGAGCAUUCAGACAUCAACUGACUUCUCCUCUCAACCCAUCCACAACCCAACUCCCAAAGCCAUGGCUUGCUGUGUUGCCCGCUGCUGCAGCGUCCCCACCGGCCCUGCCACCACCAUCUGCUCCUCUGACAAGUCCUGCCGCUGUGGAGUCUGCCUGCCCAGCACCUGCCCACAUGAGAUCAGCCUCCUGCAGCCCACCUGCUGUGACCCCUGCCCCCCACCCUGCUGCCAACCCGAAGUGUACGUGCCAACCUGCUGGCUGCUCAACUCUUGCCACCCAACUCCCGGCCUGAGUGGCAUCAACCUGACCACCUACGUGCAGCCUGGCUGUGAGAAUCCCUGUGAGCCCUGCUGUUAACCAGUCAAGUCUUUCUCCAGGCUCAGCAUCCUGUCUAUCACCUACCUCUCCACAACUGCUUCUGCCUGCAUCAAAGCUUAAUCAACCCCAGGGCCCAGGAACAGAGGCCCAGGAACAUGUUGAAGUUCUUAAUGCUUUGUUCCUUUGGGCACAGAUGGUCACCUUCUCUCUUUUAGGCUUGCCCCUCCUUUUUGAGAGAUAACUAUCUGGACUACCCAUUAAUAAAGUUCAUUCUGGCUUAGCA